AGCCCCCACCUCAUUUCGAGGCCAUAGCCAUUCAGAUCAUCUCCAAACAAAAUAUCUAAGUGUUAUAAUAGAGUGGCUGGGGCCAGCCUGCUGUGUCCGGACUUUGUUUUAUUAUAGGUUGCUCUAUAUUAUAUAGAUAACCAUGUUUUCUCGCCGAGUCUUAUCAAUUACACACUGGUACACUGCCUAGCAAGAAUACCCAGAAUCUGAAUUUGCAGAACUCACUUUCUAUUUAUGGAAAGCACGGUGUCCACUGAGUUAAUUCCGGGUCUGCCCGAGGAGCUCGGUCUCGAGUGCUUGACUCGGUUGCCAUACACGGCUCAUCGAUUCGCCUCCCGAGUUUGUCGGAGAUGGAGCCGAUUACUUUUAAGCAAAGAAUUCUACUAUCACCGUAAGAAGUACGGAUACACCCACAAAAUUGCUUGCUUGGUUCAAGCCCGCAAAGCAGUUUCAACAGAUAGGGUAAAACCUGGUGGCUCGCCCGAUUACGGAAUCACCGUGUUUGACUCGGUGAGUCAUUCGUGGGAGCGACUCGACCCGGUUCCGGACUACCCAAAUGGGUUACCCUUGUUUUGUCAAUUGGCAAGCUGCGAGGGGAAAUUGGUGGUGAUGGGCGGGUGGGACCCGGAUAGUUACAAUCCGAUUACCGAUGUUUGGGUGUAUGACUUCGCGACCCAGCGAUGGACGCGAGGGAAGGACAUGCCUUCAAAGCGAUCGUUUUUCGCAAUUGGAGCUUUUGCGGGUCGGGUGUAUGUGGCGGGUGGGCAUGACGAGAACAAGAACGCGUUAAAAACCGGGUGUGUUUAUGAUUUGGGUGGGAACGAGUGGAGUGAGUUGGCUCAGUUGAGUCGAGAGAGGGACGAGUGCGAAGGGGUGGUAAUAGGGGAGGAGUUCUGGGUUUUGAGUGGUUAUGGCACGGAGAGUCAAGGAGAGUUCGUCGGAAGUGCUGAUGUGUAUGAUUUCAGUUCAGGUCAGUGGAGGCCGGUCGAGGGAGUUUGGGAAGCGGGUGGGUGCCCGAGAACUUGUGUGGGUGUGGGGAAAGAUGGGCAAUUAGUGAAUUGGGCGGAGCUGGACCCCGCAGUACGGGUCGGGAUAUGUGGAGUCACGUUGGGAUCACGUGCUCUGGUGACGGGGUCAGGGUACCAAGGUGGACCACAUGGCUUUUAUAUGAUGGAAAUGAGAGGAGGGCAAAAUAGUAAAUUGGAGGAUAUCAAUGUAUCUGAUGAGUUUCUUGGAUUUGUUCAAUCUGGUUGUAGCGUGGAGAUAUAGUUUGAUUCGGGAUCAAAGAAAAGCAAAAUCUGGGUUUUGGGUUGGAUUUUUGUAAAUUUUACACGUCAGCGUCAGCCUCAACGUGGUAUAGACUCUUCUAAUGACCCGAAAUUUACACACA
Tripterygium wilfordii is the source of this 1390-nucleotide messenger RNA. Its product is annotated as F-box/kelch-repeat protein At2g44130-like. The record is from RefSeq and is a predicted model, not a curated record. Bases 235 to 1269 code for a protein of 344 amino acids. The transcript has a single exon. Gene Ontology annotation, molecular function: protein binding. Gene Ontology annotation, biological process: regulation of phenylpropanoid metabolic process; negative regulation of cytokinin-activated signaling pathway. Lineage: Eukaryota; Viridiplantae; Streptophyta; Magnoliopsida; Celastrales; Celastraceae.